Molecule: messenger RNA, 692 nt
Organism: Oryza brachyantha (malo sina)
Lineage: Eukaryota; Viridiplantae; Streptophyta; Magnoliopsida; Poales; Poaceae
Exons: 1
Coding region: 141-563 (140 amino acids)
Molecular function (GO): calcium ion binding
Source: RefSeq, a predicted model, not a curated record
CCCUCCGUCCCGCGCGGUCGCCGGCCGGCGUGCGUCGCCUAUAAAACGCGCGCGGCGAUCAACGUACGCUUGCGUCUCACCGCACUGAACCAAAGCAACCCAAGAAAUCAUCGAGGAAGACAUCUCGAUUCGUUUCCGAGAUGAGCGUGGAGAUCCUCGACGGCGGCACGGUGCGGAGCUUCGUCGACGACGAGGGCGCCUUCAACGCGUCGGUGGACGGGCGGUUCGCGGCGCUGGACGCCGACCGCGACGGCCUGCUCUCCUACGCCGACAUGGCCGGGGAGCUGAUGAGCCUCAGGGUGCUGGAGAGGCGCUUCGGCGUCGACAGCGAUGAGGCCGCGCGCCCCGGCGCCGACGAGCUCGCCGCGCUCUACCGCGGCCUCUUCGCCCGGUUCGACCGUGACGGCGACGGCAAGGUCGGCCUCCACGAGUUCCGCGCCGAGAUGAAGGAGGUCAUGCUCGCCGUCGCCAAUGGCCUCGGCUUCCUCCCCGUCCAGAUGGUCGUCGAGGAAGGCAGCUUCCUCAGGAUGGCCGUCGACAGGGAGCUUGCUAAGGCUGCCUGAUUAAACCUUGCUAACUACCGAGCAAAUUUGCGAUAUUUUGUAUUUGAGCAAAUAUUAUUGUAUCCUCUGAUGAUUCGUAUACUUGCGGUAUUUGGAUUUAAGCUACUGAAUUGCUACAAUCCUACUCAC